This is a messenger RNA of Cheilinus undulatus (humphead wrasse), 1818 nucleotides long. It is a transcript of the gene vgll4l, whose product is annotated as vestigial like 4 like. Gene Ontology annotation, biological process: negative regulation of DNA-templated transcription. Lineage: Eukaryota; Metazoa; Chordata; Actinopteri; Labriformes; Labridae. The record is from RefSeq and is a predicted model, not a curated record. Gene Ontology annotation, molecular function: transcription coactivator binding. The transcript is spliced from 7 exons. The coding region runs from base 536 to 1339 and encodes 267 amino acids.
CUCCGCUCAGCUGUCCUUCCCCUCGAGCCCCAGUUUUUUUAGUACCGUCUGCCCUGCGUCACUCCCAGUCAUCCUGAGGGAGAGGAGGCUGCGAGGCUGGACCAGAUCAAGCUAGGUACUGCGAGGAGGACGACUUCCGCUCUGUGUUGAUGGGAUGCUGGUGCUGAUGAGAGCAGGGUGACAGGGGCGUCGCUCUCUGUCAGACAGGAGCCUGCCGCUGACUCCUCGGGGUGCAGGUUGUUGAUGUGAUGUUGCUUCCCGACACUCACCUGUGAGCUCAUUCCUCUAGGACAAUAACAACACUGACCAAACGAGGCCUUCUGAUUGGCCCACACAGCAGCCAACCAGGAGGCUAGGUAUGAGUCACAGGGAAGUGACUGCACCUAUCUGCACUCACCUGAUCCUUUACCUGGCCGUGCUCAGACGCAGCAUCUCAUUACCUUUUCCAAUACAAUCCAUAACUGAGGCUCAUUGUGUGUGACGCUCCUGCAGUCAAGGUGUGUGUUUGGCUUCACGCAGACAAAGAGGAGAAGACAUGGCAGUCGCUAACUUCCAAUACAUCACUCGGAUGAGCAGUGGAUUCAAGGUGUACAUUUUAGAAGGUCAGCCUCACCUCAGAAGCGAGGACAGAUUCAGGCACAUCACAAAUGAACGCGCUCGAGCCCCUACUGUGUAUCCAAUCAAACGCAAGCGCAGCCAUGACAGAGGCCUGACACUGGAGGAAAGGCGAGAGCGUGUGCUGAGCAGAAGCAUCGGUAAAGCUGUCCAAAGAACAGUGCCAGCACCAGCUAUCUUUAACAGGCCCCAGAGUCCCACAUCCACCUGGAGUCCAACCCCCAGCCCCACCAGCCCUCUGCCCACCCAUGUCUACUACACACCAGUCAUGGAUGAACCCCUCGCCCUCAUCAAGAAGCCAAGGAAAGAACCAGAGAGCACAGAAGAGAAGGCUAAGAGCCCUGCCAACACUCAAAUCCAGAUGCGCCCCUCUGUGAUCACAUGCGUCUCCUCAUCCAGAAACCCCUUCUGCAGGUCUGACAUCCACAGGAACCCCUCAUCAGUGAUUUCCAAAUCCAGCUACGACCAUGUGGUCGAGGAGCAUUUCCAGAGAAGUCUCGGAGUUAACUACCAGCAAGCAGCUCGCUCCCAGCAGCUCUCCAUCAGCGUCUCGGUCGAUGACCACUUUGCCAAGGCACUGGGAGACAAGUGGCUGCAGAUCAAGUCCAAGUCGUCCUCCUGCUCCUCCACACCCCCCAGCAGCCCGAGCGUUACUCACUCCCCAACCUACAAAGAGUCCGCCAGCAGCUCAUCGCCAACCUCCAGCCACUGGUCCAUCAAUUAAAAGAUCUUAAAAGAAACUUUGUGACUUUUAACAUUUCACUGCGUGCAGCUCUGCUUGUUGAGCAAAAGCCAGCGCUAGCAUUGAGAGGGCAAGGGAUCAGAUGCAGGAGUGCUGUCCCUUUGGAGCGCCUUGUGUCCCGUCUGAGAAAAACUGACGCAGACGAAUGUAGCACGAAUCAGGAUGUCCUUUGUGUUUCAUUUCUCUCCCAUUUGCUUGUGGAUAGCAUCAGAAUAAAAAGAUUCUGUAGACGUGGGUGACAUGGGAUGAUUGAAAAAUCAUCAGUAAUCCUUUACAUUUCUGUUGUGUCAGCCUUUUUGACACUUUUAUUGUAUUAUAUUUAUAUUCUGAUACACCUGGGUGCCUUAUAGUCUCAAUGACUUGCCUAUCUGCUGUAUAAAAUAUGCUUUUAAGCUGUAUACAAAACAAAGACUUUUAAAAAGACUUUUAAAAAGACUUUUAAAAUAAAAACAUCAAACUUU